This is a messenger RNA of Cladocopium goreaui, 519 nucleotides long. NCBI's taxonomy places the organism in Eukaryota, Dinophyceae, Suessiales, Symbiodiniaceae. The record is from the annotation of a GenBank genome assembly.
CAGGUCAGGGUCAGACUUCGCAAGAAAAAUGCAGAAAAGCCAGGCCCUUUCUCGAAAGUCUCGCUUUGAAGCGGCCUUGAAAGGGGAGGACACGCAGGAGAUUGAGGAGGCACUCGCAGACCUAGAGGGAGAGCCUUCUUAUUUCGAAGACAAGGAAAAAGCUGAUCUCCGCAUCCAGGAACUUGAGGAGUUCCUUGAGAGGAAGCUGGAGAGAGCGACCCAGGGCGAGUUGGUCAAGGGAGCCAACCUCAUCAGCCAAUGGAGGAAACAUGAAGAAAGGAGGUCGCUUGAACGGGUCAUGCAAUCGCGAGCAAACCGACAAGUGAUGCCAGCCAUAGGCCAGCCAUAGGCCACAGGCCAAAUUCACUGGGGGCAAGGGAAGGGGGGCAGGAUCCCACAGGACCAAAAGUCCAUGUCAUGUCUCUUGGAGGCCCCGUGGGAUCCUGACAAUUUGUUGCUGGAUGCAACACAGGGGUGAUGUGGCGAUGGCAUCCAAAACGAUGACAUGGGGAAGGUGAA